AUGGCCUCCUCCAUAGCUCUCCUCCACCUCUCCGCCACCCCCAAAACCCUAAUACCCAAAUCUUAUGUUUGCUCCUACUUCCCGUCGUCAACCCUGGCGGCGCCCCGGUCAAUCUCUUUCCCUCAACUGGUGAAGCGAAAAUCCAAACCCAAAUCGAACAUCACCUGCAUGUCCUCCUACAACAACAACACAACAACACCAACCCCAGCCACGGAUCGAUUAAUCUCGGCCGUCGCAUACACUCUCCCUUUCUUCAACUCCCUCCAGUACGGGCGUUACCUCUUCUUCCAGUUCCCCAAAUUGGGGCUUCUCUUCGAGCCCUUAAUCCCGUUAUUGAGCCUCUACAGGUCGAUGCCCUACUCGAGCUUCGUGGCCUUCUUCGCCCUCUAUCUGGGAGUUGUCAGAAACCCUAGCUUCAGCCACUACGUGAGGUUCAACGCGAUGCAGGCGGUGACCUUGGACGUGCUGUUGGUUCUGCCCCUGCUCAUCCAGAGGAUAUUCAGUCCGGGUCGGGCCGGGUUGGGGUAUAAGCUGAUGGUUUGGGGGCAUAAUGGUAUUUUCGUAUUUAGCGUGUUCUGCUUUGUGUAUAGCGUGGUGAGUUCCAUUUUGGGUCGUACUCCCUACUUGCCCUUUGUUGCUGAUGCCGCUGCCAGGCAGCUCUAA
Molecule: messenger RNA, 663 nt
Organism: Prunus armeniaca (apricot)
Lineage: Eukaryota; Viridiplantae; Streptophyta; Magnoliopsida; Rosales; Rosaceae
Source: the annotation of a GenBank genome assembly